Molecule: messenger RNA, 4608 nt
Organism: Danaus plexippus (monarch butterfly)
Lineage: Eukaryota; Metazoa; Arthropoda; Insecta; Lepidoptera; Nymphalidae
Gene: Polr3A
Product: DNA-directed RNA polymerase III subunit RPC1
Exons: 26
Coding region: 122-4282 (1386 amino acids)
Biological process (GO): DNA-templated transcription
Molecular function (GO): DNA-directed RNA polymerase activity; DNA binding
Source: RefSeq, a predicted model, not a curated record
UUCAGUCAAUAUGAUGGACAUGUUUGCUUAUGAGCCAAACUGCUUGUUUUGAAAUUAUAGGAUAAUAUUAUUUAAUAAAAUAUAUAGGUUAACGUUUUAAAAAUUUUGAAAUUAAGUAAAGAUGCCUAAAGAGCAGUACCGAGAGACUUAUGUCGGCAGAAAAAUUUCCCAUGUUACUUUUAAUGUGGAUAGUGCAACGGAAAUCCAGCAAGCAGCUCAUAUUCAAGUGAUAACAAAGAACUUGUAUGCUCAGGAUGGACAGAGAGUACCAGCUAGCUAUGGAGUGCUGGACAGACGCAUGGGGACAAACCAGAAAGAUGCCAACUGUGAAACAUGUGGUUUAGGUCUAGCUGAGUGUGUUGGUCACUAUGGCUAUGUGGAACUAGCUCUACCGGUGUUCCAUGUCGGAUACUUCAGAUCUAUUAUAACUAUACUCCAGACUAUUUGUAAGAACUGUGCCAAAGUAAUGCUUCCGGAUACAAUCAAGAAAUCGUUCAGUCGUAAAUUCAUGCACCCAGAUUUAACCUACCUGCAUAAAAAGAAUCUACGGGCAGCCGUUUUAAAGAAAGCCAAGACAUGCACAAAAUGCCCGUACUGUGAAUCCCUAAAUGGCAUCGUAAAGAAGAGUCCAGCGGGAAUAUUGAAAAUUAUCCACGAUAAGUACAGAACAAAGAAACCCACAGACCCAGCGGUUCAAAAGGUGUUGAAAGAUUUCAACGAGGCCAAGGAAUCUAAUAAGGAACUGGCGUCCAUGAUUAACAGCGGGUUGAUUAUAGAAAUGAGCCCAUUAGAAGUCUUAAACCUAUUCCGUCGUAUCCCAGAUGAGGACGUCCCCCUGUUGGGUAUGGAUGUGAAGACUUCCAGGCCGGAGGAUCUUAUCCUGACUCGCCUGCCCGUGCCCCCUCUUUGCAUCAGACCCAGCGUCGCUUCUGAUAUAAAAGCCGGCACUAACGAGGAUGACCUCACGAUGAAGCAGUCCGAGAUCCUGUUGAUCAACGACGUGAUCGCGCGCCACGUGGCCAGCGGAGGGAAGAGCGAGCUGGUGCAGGAGGACUGGGACUACCUGCAGCUGCACGCGGCGCUCUACAUCAACAGCGAGAUGUCCGGCAUACCACUGUCCAUGCAGCCCAAAAAACCGGGUCGUGGUCUGGUUCAAAGGCUGAAAGGCAAGCAAGGUCGCUUCCGUGGGAAUCUAUCAGGAAAGAGAGUGGAUUUUUCAAGCAGAACUGUCAUCUCACCGGAUCCCAACCUGCAGAUACAGGAGGUGGGUGUUCCUGUGCAUGUGGCCAAGAUCCUGACGUACCCGGAGCGCGUGUUCCCGGCCAACCUCCAGUGGCUCCGACAGCUGGUGAGGAACGGCCCGGACGUUCACCCGGGGGCCAACUACGUCCAGCAACGAGGGGUCAGCCACAAGAAGUACCUCAAGUACGGGAACAGGGACAAGAUUGCGCAGGAGUUGAAGUGCGGUGACACAGUGGAGCGCCAUCUGGUGGACGGAGACGUGGUGCUGUUCAACCGCCAGCCGUCGCUGCACAAGCUGUCCAUCAUGUGUCACAGGGCGAGAGUACAGCCGCAGAGGACGUUCCGCUUCAACGAGUGCGUCUGCACUCCUUACAACGCCGACUUCGACGGAGACGAGAUGAACAUGCACCUGCCGCAGACGGAGGAGGCGCGGGCCGAGGCGCUCAUACUCAUGGGGAACAAGUCUAACCUGGUGACUCCUCGGAACGGCGAGCUCCUGAUCGCUGCGACCCAGGACUUUAUAACGGGCGGGUACCUCAUCACUCAGCGGGACAGUUUCUUCACGCUGCCGGAAGCCCGCCAGCUGGUCGCGUGUCUGCUGGCGGGGCCCGACUCCACCAUGAGGGUGGACAUGCCGCCGCCAGCCAUCCUCAAGCCGAGGAUGCUUUGGACCGGCAAACAGAUAUUCAGUCUGAUAAUGAAGCCCAACAAGCGGUGUGAGGUGAAAGCCAACUUGGAAACGAAGGGCAAGAACUAUACCGGCAACCAGGACAUGUGCGUUCAGGAUUCAUAUGUCAUAAUUCGUAACUCGGAGCUGAUCUGCGGUUCCAUGGACAAGAGCACCCUCGGAUCUGGCACCAAGAACUCCGUGUUCUACAUUCUGUUGAGGGACUGGGGCGAGGAGUACGCCGUCAGGGGCAUGUGGAGGCUGGCGCGUAUGGCCUCCUACUACAUGAUGAACCGCGGGUUCAGCUUCGGCAUCAUCGACGUGACGCCCGGCAACAAACUCAUUGAGGCCAAGAACAAGCUGCUGGAGUCAGGGUACUCUAAGUGCGACGGAUAUAUCCUGGAGAUGGAGAAAGGAACCCUGCAGUGUCAACCUGGCUGUUCCAUGGAGGAGACCCUAGAGGCGAUCAUGCUCAGCGAGCUCAGCAGCAUUAGAGAACUGGCCGCCAAGGCUUGUUUCCGCGAGCUGCAUCCAACGAACGCCCCGCUCAUCAUGGCUCAGAGCGGAUCCAAGGGUUCCAACAUCAACAUAUCUCAGAUGAUAGCGUGCGUGGGCCAGCAGGCGCUGAACGGGAAACGUGUGCCGAACGGCUUCGAAGAUCGCUCCUUACCACACUUCGAGAGACACUCAAAAAUCCCUGCCGCUCGCGGGUUCGUGGAGAACAGCUUCUAUUCAGGGUUGACCCCCACCGAGUUUUUCUUCCACACGAUGGGCGGAAGAGAGGGUCUCGUGGACACAGCCGUCAAGACGGCCGAGACAGGAUACUUACAGAGAAGACUGGUUAAGUCGCUGGAGGACCUAGUGCUCCACUACGACAUGACAGUCCGCAACGCUACCAGCGAGGUGGUUCAGUUCCGCUACGGCAGCGACGGCCUCGACCCCAGCUACAUGGAGGGCCGCGACAGACCCGUCGACCUGACGCGCGUACUGCGACACGUUCGGGCCAGCUGUCGCACGCAAGACGAGGAGCCUCUGGACGGUGAGGGCAUCGUGGUGGCGGCGGAGGAGACGCUCGCUCUGGACGACUUCAAGACCUGUCCGCCGGAGUUCAAGGCGGAACUGCUUGAGUUCCUGAAGGGCACGGCGGCCAAAGUGCGGUCUCUCCGCGAGCGAUACGCGUCAGCCGGUCCCGUGGCCUUACAGCUGGAGCGACUGACCCUCACGCAGCUGGUGCGGUUCAUCAGAGUGUGUCACGAGAAGUAUCAGAGGAGCAUCAUCGAACCAGGCACGGCCGUGGGGGCUCUGGCCGCGCAGAGUAUCGGCGAGCCGGGCACCCAGAUGACAUUGAAGACCUUCCACUUCGCUGGCGUCGCCUCCAUGAACAUAACGCAGGGUGUGCCGCGUGUCAAGGAGAUCAUUAACGCGUCAAAGAACAUAUCCACCCCCAUCAUCACGGCCGAGCUCAUGGAGCCCACCGACCAGGAGUUCGCCAGGAGGGUCAAAGGAAGAGUCGAGAAAACUACCCUCGGAGAGAUAACGACGUACAUAGACGAGGUGUACCUCCCGCACGAGUGUUUCCUGCUGGUGAGGCUGGAUGCUGAGAGAAUAAGACUGCUGUGUCUCGAGGUGGACGUGCACUCCAUCGUGUACUCAAUCUGCACGUCGAAGCUGAAGCUGAAGCCGGGGAACGUCCAGGCCGUGUCUGAGUGGGCCAUCAAGGUACAUGCGGAGGCGAGCAAGCACGGGGGGUGGCUGAACGUGGCGCUGCAGCAGCUCGCCAGGCAGCUGCCCUCCGUGGUCGUGAAAGGACUCAGUAAGGUCUCCCGAGCUGUCAUAGCGUGUGACGACACGGGACCCGUUAAUAGGUACAAGUUAUGCGUGGAGGGGGACGGUCUCCGGGAGGUGAUGGCCACGUACGGCAUCGACGGCCGACGGACCACCUCCAACAACAUCCUGGAGGUGUUCCACACGCUGGGUAUAGAGGCGGCGGCCGGCACCAUCAUGAGCGAGGUGGAGGCGGUCAUGGCGGGCCACGGCAUGGCGGUGGACGGCCGCCACGUGGCGCUGCUGGCGGCGCAGAUGUGUGCGCGGGGGGAGGUGCUGGGGAUCACCAGGUACGGACUCGCCCGGAUGAAGGAGUCCGUGCUCAAUCUGGCCAGUUUUGAGAAGACAGCCGACCAUUUGUUUGACGCGGCGUACUACGGCCAGAGGGAUCGUAUAGAGGGAGUCUCGGAGUGCAUCAUCCUCGGUGUCCCGGCCGGCAUCGGCACUGGAGUGCUGCAGCUGCUGCACAAACAUGACCACACGACGUCGCAGCAACAGCACAAGCUGCUGUUCGACGAUCCCAAAUAUCAUUGCUCAAUAUGGGAAUAAAGAUGCCAAUUAUAGAGUGAAGAGAUCGAUGUUAGCCUGGAAACCGACAUAACACUCCAGACACGUAGGAGGGGUCUGGGAGAGUUUACCCGCCUCCGACUAAAAUGUUAAUAAAACUUUUUUUUACUGAAAAAAUCUAUUUCCACAAACUGUACCCUCAGCUGCAUGAUUAAGCUCAAUUUCUUCUUAAGGAAAUUUUAUACAUCAUCAAUACGUUAUGAGUGAUUAAAGAUUUCUACCGAAAUGAGAUUUGGCUAAUACCUCCCGCCUGGAUGGGACCUUAUAUGUAUGUGGUCACUAAAUAAAAUUACACAUCAUUAUCAUCA